This is a messenger RNA of Xiphophorus couchianus (Monterrey platyfish), 3871 nucleotides long. Its product is annotated as zinc finger protein 2 homolog. Gene Ontology annotation, biological process: regulation of transcription by RNA polymerase II. The coding region runs from base 371 to 2452 and encodes 693 amino acids. The transcript is spliced from 4 exons. Gene Ontology annotation, molecular function: DNA-binding transcription repressor activity, RNA polymerase II-specific; RNA polymerase II cis-regulatory region sequence-specific DNA binding. NCBI's taxonomy places the organism in Eukaryota, Metazoa, Chordata, Actinopteri, Cyprinodontiformes, Poeciliidae. Gene Ontology annotation, cellular component: nucleoplasm. The record is from RefSeq and is a predicted model, not a curated record.
AUGCCUGAUCAAAAUCCAGCAGAGAGCCAUAAAUAAAUUAUUUCCAGACGGAGACUGGGGGCUCCGAUGGCCUGUAACGACACUAUAGGUCCAGUCUGGUGGACAUGUACCCGACUACAAUAUGAGCUAAUGUGCAUUGGCUAAUUUUAAAGAAGAAGGUGGAUUAUAAUCGGUACUGAAAAUCUGCCUUUAGGGGGCAAACUGUAGAAAAAAAACAGCUCGUAGCCACUAACCGCAAGAUGAUGAUGGAAACCCAACAGCUGACUCUGUGUAACACUGAUGUUUGAACGUUGGGAGACUGAAGACGGAUUCACAGCUCACCAGGAAAACAUCUUAACGGCGCCGACCUUUACCAGAAGUAUAUUUAGAGAUGUGGGCUAAUUCAGAACACCAAGCUGGAAAAACACAUCGAUCAGAGAUGGAAAGCUGGGACUCCGAAACACAAUCCAGCUUUCUCCAACUUGCUAAGAAAGAGACUGAAGUGUUUCCUGGGCAGCAGCUGUGGGUGGUUAAAGAAGAGGUUCGCAGUGACUGGAGCUCUAGUUUGGAUCCGCUUGACUCAAAACCGCCCCACAUGAAGGAAGAAGAGAAGCCUGCUGUGAAAAGUGAAAAAGAAGAAAAACCAAAGUUUUCAGAUUGUAGCUGCAUGAAAACUGAAGACAGGAGAAGAGAACCCCUGACGCCCAACUUGGCUAAACAGAUGGAAGCAGAACCUGAUGGAGAGGACUGUGGAAGACCAGAACCAGGCCCAAGCCCCAAUAGUUCUUAUCAAGAAAGUGAGAUGGCCAUUCACCGUACAGUUGUUCCGGUCCAGCAAGUGUUGGGGAUGAAACAAGAGGUUCCCCACGACUUGAGCUCCUGUUUGAACCAGAAAGACCCAGAGCCCUCCCACAUAAAGGAGGAAGAUGAUGACCUGUGGGUCGGUGAGGAGAGAGAACAACUUAUUGUGAAGAUUGUAGAUGAUGAGAAACUUAGUUUAUCAGAACUUCAUUACGUCAAACCUGAAGAGAGCAGAGAGACGGACACUCCAAACAAGAUCUCAGCCGUACAGAUAAAACAAGAGCCUGAUGGAGACUGUGAAAGUCCAAAACCAAGCAGAACCCGUCGUUCAGCUAUUCAUCUGCAGUCAAAGAAUAAUGAAAAUGCAUCACACUCUUCUGAUACUGAAAACAGUGGGGAGGAUAACAGCUCUGUGACACAUCAAUCAGUGGAAAACCCUACCAACUCUUCAGUUGAGAAGAAACGAUCUAGAAAAGAGAAAAACGCUGACACUCAACCGGGAGCAAAAGCUGAAAAGAAAUCAUAUGCUUGUGAAGACUGUGGUAAAACAUUUCCAUAUCAGUGUCAUCUCAAGUCUCAUAUGAGACUCCACACUGGAGAGAAACCAUUUGCUUGUGCAGACUGUGGUAAAACUUUUUACCAGCAAUAUCAACUUAAUUGUCACAUGACAGUCCACACAGGGGAGAAACCAUUUGCUUGUGAUUUUUGUGGUAAAACAUUUCCUUAUCAGUGUCAUCUCAAAUCUCACUUGAGACUGCAUACUGGAGAGAGACCAUAUGCUUGUGGUAAUUGUGGUAAAGCAUUUACAGAGCUGAAGGAUCUUAAAAGGCACAUGAGAUGCCACACAGGAGAGAAACCUUUUCAGUGUGAAGUCUGCUAUAAAAAGUUUAGCCUAAAGGGGGCUCUGAAGCGACACAUGAUGAUUCAUAAUGGAGAAAAACCAUUUGCGUGCACUGAUUGUGACAGGCACUUCAGAUUUAAUGCUGAUCUUCAAGCACACAUGUUAACCCAUUUAGGAGUAAAACCAUUUGCCUGCGCUUAUUGUAAUGCAAAAUUUACUCGAAAAGGAAGUCUGCUUCUGCAUGUUAGACACCACACUGGCAAGAAUCUACUUACCUGUGAAGUCUGUGAGGAGAAAUUUGUCCGAAAAUGUGAUCUUGACAACCACAUGCCAGUUCACUCAAGAGCACAGAAGGUUCCAUCCGGAAAUGAGAAUUUUGUCUGUGAUGAAUGUGGAAAAAAAUUUGUUGAGAAGUCACGCCUAACGAGACACAUGAUUACCCACACAGGAGAGAAACCAUUUAGUUGUGAUGUUUGUAGUGUGAAGUUUUCCCGACAAGAACACGUGAAAAGGCACAAAAUGACACGGCACAGUAUGAUAAGAACACGUGAAGAGACACAAAGUUACACAGGAGCGCAUGAAGACAGACAACAUUGCAUGAGAACGUAUGAAGAGACACAAAACCACAUGGGAAUGCAUGAAGAGACACAAAAUGACACGGGAAUGCAUGAAGAGACACAAAAUGACACGGGAAUGCAUGAAGAGACACAAAACCACACGGGAAUGCAUGAAGAGACACAAAAUGACACGGGAAUGCAUGAAGAGACACAAAAUGACACGGGAAUGCAUGAAGAGACACAAAACGACACACCACAAUACAUGAACAUAUAAAGAGACACAAUCACAGGAACACAAACACCUCAAAACACUCAACAUAAGAUAAGAAGAUAUGAAGAGACAUAUAUUCAUAUCUCUCAUGAUCAAACCAUGACCAUGGUUAAACCAUAGUUAUGGUUUGACACAUUUUCUUCUGUGUGAAGAUGAAUGGUAGCCAGACAAAAAGCUGUAUGAUUGAGCUCCUUGAUGGUCUACAGCAGGGGUGCCCAAGUCCAUUCCUCGAGAUCCACUAUCCUGCAACUUGGUUGCCUCCCCUCUCCAAUACACCUAAUUCAAAUGGAUCAUUGCAUCUUUUAGCUCUGCUGAGGAAUGGUAACAAGUCAUUCAUGUGAUUCAGGUGUGUUGGACAAGGGAUGCAUCUAAAAGUUGCAGGAUAGUAGAUCUCGAGGACUGGAUUUGGACACACCUUAUCUACAGGGUAAGUUCUUUUUCAUCCGACAGUCUGCUUUUUUUUUAGUGCAACAACACUUUAGUUUCUCAGUAAAGAUUUAAUUGUGUUAUUUCUAUCGUUACAUCUCUAAAAUGUUUUGUAAAUAGACUUGGCUUAAAUUUUAUUUUUAGAUCCCUGAAGAAUAAGCUGUUGUCUGUCCUCAAAACAUGAAAGUUUAAACCCAAACUAACUUCUUUCUUAAAUGCUGAAUUUGGCUGGUAAUUUAUUGGUAUUAUGUUUUAUACAGUAUUUAUUGAAUUUUAAUUUUUCUUAUUGGUGGAUUGAGCAGUCUUUUGUGUAGCAAAGUAUAAAGCUGAACUAACUUUUCUUUGAUCAAGACUAAACUUUGUUGGUACUACUCUAAUUACUAUCAUUGUUUACUGCUAUCUUUAUAGUCAAGUUUAGUUUGAAAUGUAUUUUUAGUCAGUAGAAGAUUUAUCUUAUGUUUGCUCUGUAACAUGAUGAUAUAAAGGUAAACUAAGUUUUCCCUGAUAAAUGAAUUUGGUUGGAAACAUCGUCAUUAUUUUGUGAAAUCUCUCUAAGCAUGUUUAGUUUACAUUGUUUUGUUUGAAGACUGAGCUGAUAUCUGUUCUGUAGCAGGCAAGUAUAAAACUAAAAUAACCUCAACUAAGAUUUUUUAAAGUCUUUAACCUGUUGACUUUUAAAAAGUCUUUUUAGUUCUUAGAAGACUGGGUGCUUGUGGGUUCUGUAGUUAGAAAGUCCUUUUAGAUGAACAUUUCACUAAACUCGAAUGCCACUGAUGUGCCUUAGGUUUUGUUUCUGCACAGCGUUUGUUUAAUUUUAACAAUCAUUUCUUCCAAUGAGCUCUGUAUUUUUUUAUUUUUUUUUGUGGAUCUGGUUUUCCUCCCUCAUUUCAGCCUAUGUGACACCAGUCUGAAAUGAAUGCAUGACCAAGCUAUUUGACCAAGCCGUGCUGCAGAAACCUGUUCUGUGUAAGCAUAUUAAACCUUUUAAAAGAACAA